This is a messenger RNA of Ilex paraguariensis (yerba mate), 2606 nucleotides long. NCBI's taxonomy places the organism in Eukaryota, Viridiplantae, Streptophyta, Magnoliopsida, Aquifoliales, Aquifoliaceae. The record is from the annotation of a GenBank genome assembly.
AUGACGACGCUUUCCACCGCCGUCAUCGCCACCAUAACGACCCUGAUGGCAAUUCUCUCUCCGUUGCCAUUAGUCCGAGGCCUAGGCGGCUCCGCAACCACAGUCGCCGUCAGCUACGGUUCGGCCAUUACCAUUUGUGGCAUAGUGGCCGGGCAACAAACCCAGCAAAUUCAAUGCUUUCGGAACGGCCAAGUCACCACAAUCUACCCAGGCAUCUCCUUCGACUCCAUCGCCGGUGGCUAUGACACAAUAUGCGGUAUAAGGUCCGGUGGGUCCAGCCUUCUUUGCUGGAACUCCACUUUCGGCCCCAAACGGCUGUACUACGACAAUUCUGUGCCUCUUGAAGAACUCUCUGUUGGUGAUUAUCAAAUUUGCGCUUUGACAAAUGGUACACGAGAGCCCAGAUGCUGGAGAGGUGGCUCCGUUCCGCCUCCGUUUCCAAAUGGGUCUUCAAGUUUUCGAUCAUUAUCAUCUGGGUUGGGGUUUUCUUGCGGAGUUUUGAUGAAUACAAGUAGAUUGAUUUGUUGGGGUAGUAACCCAAUUGCUUCUGAUAUUCAAAACCUGUUCGACAAUAUGCUCAUGGGGAAUAUAGCUGUUGGUGGGAGUCAUGCCUGUGGACUGAACACCACAGGGGUGUUGUUUUGUAGAGGAAAUAAAAAUAAUGGUCAAUUGGAUGUUCCAUCCAAUUUGGCAUAUGAGUACUCUGGAUUGGCACUUGGGGCCAACCAUAGUUGUGCAAUUCGAAGAUUGAAUAGUACAGUGGUUUGUUGGGGUGGAAAUGGAAGUUUUUCGAAUAAUUUUACAGAUGGGGUUUCUUUUGAGUCUAUUGUUUCUGGGUUAGAUUUUAUUUGUGGAUUGACUACAAGUAAUUUGUCGAUAAUUUGUUGGGGGCCAGGUUGGUCUAAUGAUUCAUCUGCUUCUCAGCUUCCGUUGCCAAUGACUCUUCCAGGGCCUUGUGUUGAGGCUACAUGCGAGUGUGGUAUAUAUCCUCAGUCUCAAUCUCUCUGUUCUGGUAAUGGUAAUAUAUGUAGGCCUUGUGAUGUAGCAUUUUCAAUCCCACCCACUUCACCGCCGCAGCCGCCACCACCACCAACGGUUAGUCCCCCACCAUCACGUCGAUCUGAAAGUCUAACCAGAGGUUUAUUGGCUUUUGCCAUUGUUGGAUCGAUUGGGACAUUUUCAGGCAUUUGUACUAUAAUUUAUUGCUUGUGGACUGGUGUUUGUUUUGGGCACAAGAAAAUUCAUAAUUCGGUGCAACCCACUAUAACUGGUUCUAAUGGACCCCAACCAUCCAAUAGUAGUCCUAUGUCAAGAUCAUCCACUCUUAGGCGCCAGGGCUCGAGGCUGAUGAGGCGCCAGAGGAGUGGACCUUCAUCAAAACACGCGGACAGGGCAGAAGAAUUUUCGUUUUCAGACCUUGCUGCUGCCACAAACGAUUUCGCCCUAGAGAACAAGAUUGGUGCUGGCAGCUUUGGUGUUGUGUACAAAGCCAAACUAUCCGAUGGGCGCGAGGUUGCCAUCAAAAGAGGUGAGACAGGUGCUAAGACAAAGAAGUUUCAAGAGAAAGAGAGUGCAUUUGAUUCAGAAUUGGCAUUCUUGUCUCGGCUUCACCACAAACACUUGGUGAGCCUUGUUGGAUAUUGUGAAGAGAGGGAUGAAAGGCUGUUGGUCUAUGAGUAUAUGAAGAAUGGAGCACUGUAUGAUCAUCUACAUGACAAGAACAACGUGGAAAAGAGUAGCAGUGCUCUUAAUUCUUGGAAGAUGAGGAUUAAAGUUUCACUAGACGCUGCUCGUGGGAUUGAAUAUCUACACAAUUAUGCAGUUCCACCUAUAAUUCAUCGAGACAUUAAGUCUUCAAAUAUAUUGCUUGACGCGAAUUGGACUGCAAGAGUAUCUGAUUUCGGAUUGUCAUUAAUGGGUCCGGAGUCUGAUCGCAGUUAUAAGCCGACAAAGGCAGCUGGGACAGUUGGGUACAUUGAUCCAGAGUACUAUGGACUCAAUGUUCUAACAGCAAAGAGUGAUGUUUAUGGUCUUGGAGUAGUAUUGCUUGAGCUUUUGACAGGAAAGAGAGCAAUAUUUAAGAGUGGUGACAAUGGGGGUACACCUACGAGUGUGGUGGACUUUGCAGUACCAGCAAUUAUGGCUGGAGAAUUGGUGAAGAUUCUGGAUUGCAAGGUUGGGCGGCCGGAGAUAAAUGAAGCGGAGGCGGUGGAGCUGGUGGCCUACACUGCCAUGCAUUGUGUCAAUUUGGAGGGGAAAGAGAGGCCAACCAUGGCUGACAUUGUUGCUAAUUUGGAACGAGCAUUGGCUCUAUGUGAUGAUAAUAGCCAUGGCAGCAUCUCUAGUGGUCCAAUCUCCAUUGUUUCAGAGUGAAAUUUAAUAAUUCAAAAAAGGAAAAAAAAAAAACUGAUUUUGUUUGAUUUUUUCGGUUGAUUUAUAUGGGGGUAUACUUCUUGGAGUGUAAAUGAGUAGGGUGUUUGAUAUUUUUUUUUGGUCAAUUGGGAUGUUUGAUCUAACUUAAGCUGUAGUGUAGGUUAUUGUGAACACUGACAGCCACUAAAAGCAUUACAUUAUUCUUUUUUCAAGGAAUAAGGGCUAAUAUUUUC